UAUCUGUUUCCUCAUAUGGAAGAAUGUGUAAUCUAAGCUAGCUAGUCCUUGACACAAAUCUCUCGGUGGGUUUUCAUUAAUAAUUUGGUAGAAUCAUCAGUAAUACAAGGUUUGGUUAUUAUAUAUGUUAUUUGGUUAGAGUUAGAUAAUUUAAAUAAUAAAAAAAGAAAAGAGAAAAGAAAGAUGUGGAGGCUGAAAAUAGCAGAUGGAGGGAAAGAUCCAUACAUAUUCAGCACAAAUGAGUUUGUAGGGAGACAAAUAUGGGAAUAUGAUUCAGAAGCAGGAACUAAAGAGGAAAGAGAACAAGUUCAACAAGCUCGUCUCAAUUUCUAUAACAAUCGCUUCCAAGUUAAACCUUGUGCUGACCUUCUUUGGCGUUUUCAGAUUUUGAGAGAAAAUAAUUUCAAACAAACAAUAGAUAGUGUAAAGAUAGAAGAUGGAGAAGAGAUAACAUAUGAGAAAGCUACAAGUGCAUUGAGAAGGGGCACACAUCAUCUAGCAGCAUUGCAAACCACUGAUGGCCAUUGGCCUGCUCAAAUUGCGGGUCCUCUCUUUUUCCUUCCUCCAUUGGUUUUUUGUGUCUAUAUUACGGGACAUCUUGAUUUGAUAUUUUCGAAAGAGCAUCGUAAAGAAAUUCUUCGUUACAUAUAUUGUCACCAGAAUGAAGAUGGGGGUUGGGGGCUACACAUAGAGGGUCACAGCACCAUGUUUUGUACUGCACUCAACUAUAUAUGUAUGAGAAUUCUUGGAAAAGGGCCUAAUGGAGGUGAAGACAAUGCUUGUGCUAGAGCAAGAAAGUGGAUUCAUGAUCACGGUGGCGUAACAUAUAUAUCUUCAUGGGGGAAAAUUUGGCUUUCGAUACUUGGUGUGUUUGAUUGGUCCGGAAGCAACCCAAUGCCCCCUGAGUUUUGGAUGCUUCCUUCAUUUCUUCCUAUUCAUCCAGCUAAAAUGUGGUGUUAUUGUCGAUCGGUAUACAUGCCUAUGUCUUACUUGUACGGGAAGAGAUUUGUGGGUCCAAUCACACCACUUAUCUUACAGUUGAGAGAAGAACUUCAUACUCAACCUUAUGAAAAAAUUAAUUGGUCGAAAUCACGUCACUUAUGUGCAAAGGAAGAUCUUUAUUCUCCUCAUACAUUGAUGUAUGAUUUGAUAUGUGAUAGCUUAUACAUAUUCACUGAGCCACUUCUGACUCAUUGGCCUUUAAACAAACUAGUUAGAGAAAAGGCUCUUGAAGUAACAAUGAAGCAUAUCCAUUAUGAAGAUGAGAAUAGUCGAUACAUAACCAUUGGGUGUGUGGAAAAGGUUUUAUGUAUGCUUGCUUGUUGGGUGGAAGAUCCAAAUGGAGAUGCUUUCAAGAAGCAUCUAGCAAGGAUUCCAGAUUAUUUAUGGAUUUCAGAAGAUGGAAUGACCAUGCAGAGUUUUGGUAGCCAAGCAUGGGAUGCUAUUUUUGCUGUUCAAGCUUUGCUUGCCACUGACCUAAUUGAGGAAAUUGGUUCUGUUCUUCUGAAAGGUCACAAUUUCAUCAAGAAAUCUCAGGUUAGGGACAAUCCUUCUGGAGAUUUCAAGAGUAUGUAUCGUCAUAUUUGUAAAGGUUCGUGGACCUUCUCCGAUCAAGACCAUGGAUGGCAAAUUACUGAUGGCACCGCAGAAGGUUUGAAGUGUUGUCUACUUUUAUCAAUGUUACCUCCAGAGAUUGUAGGAGAAAAGUUGGAACCAGAAAGAUUAUAUGAUUCAAUCAAUAUUCUAUUAUCGUUUCAGAGUAAAAACGGUGGUUUGCCAGCAUGGGAACCAACCACAGCUCCAAAAUGGUUAGAACUACUCAAUCCCUUGGAAUUUUGUGAGGACAUUGUAGUCGAGCAUGAAUAUGUAGAGUGCACGGGGUCGGCAAUUCAAGCUUUAGUUUUGUUCAAGAAAUUGUAUCCAGGUCAUAGGAAGGAAGAGAUAGAUAAUUUCAUUGCCAAUGCAGUUCGAUUCAUUGAAGAUACACAAACAAGCAAUGGUUCAUGGUAUGGAAACUGGGGAGUUUGCUUCAUUUAUGGUACUUGGUUCGCUCUUGGUGGUUUAGCAGCUGCUGGAAAGACUUAUACCAAUUGUUCUGCUAUUCGCAAAGCUGUUCAAUUUCUUCUUACAAUUCAAAGAGAGGAUGGUGGGUGGGGGGAAAGCUAUCUUUCAAACCCAAAAAAGAUAUAUGUACCUCUCGAAGGAAGCAGAUCAAAUGUUGUACAAACUGCAUGGGCUCUUUUGGGUUUAAUUCAUGUUGGUCAGAGAGAGACCUUACUCCUCUUCAUCGUGCUGCCAAAUUGCUCAUCAAUUCUCAAUUGGAAGAAGGCAAUUGGCCCCAACAGGAAAUUACAGGGGUUUUUAUGAAAAAUUGUUUUUUGCAUUAUCCAAUGUAUAGAGAUAUUUACCCAUUGUGGGCUCUAGCUGAGUAUCGCAAAUGUGUUCCAUUGCCUUCCAAUGCUGCUUAACUUUAAAAGUUGUUAGCAUGAAAAUGACAAAGCCAUAUCAAUAAAGAAACAAUCAAGCAAAUAAAACUAAUCAAAUUGGACAAUACUCUAGGCUAUUUCCCACAUAUUUUGAUUAAUUUUUCUUUCAUGUUACCUUAUGUGUUCAUAUAUGUGUACCUAUGGAGUUUCGUGCAACUCGUUGGUACACAGUGUGUGAGGUUGUUGUAAUUUUUAGAAUAGUGAAUUUAAAUCAUAAUCAUAAAAAAAAUGUAUUGAUGUGUUCUUCCACGUUUGAUGUUUGAUAUUUGAUGGUUGAUAUAGGAAAUAUAUAGCAACAUUUAAAGAAUAUUUACAUAAACAUUUUGAACCUUA
Molecule: messenger RNA, 2819 nt
Organism: Cicer arietinum (chickpea)
Lineage: Eukaryota; Viridiplantae; Streptophyta; Magnoliopsida; Fabales; Fabaceae
Product: beta-amyrin synthase-like
Biological process (GO): triterpenoid biosynthetic process
Cellular component (GO): lipid droplet
Molecular function (GO): beta-amyrin synthase activity
Source: RefSeq, a predicted model, not a curated record